AACGUUCAUGAUCGUAUAAAUACCACUCCCUUUUAUUUAUUUUUUGGAGAAAAGCUGAUUGUUCUUUAACCCAUUUCACAUAAAUUAAAAUGCUCAGAUCUCUUAUUACUAAUGCUGCCAAGCCCUCCACAUUGCGCAUGAUGAGACCCACCAUGACCCAAGCAACUCGUGGUUAUGUCUUUCCUGCUGGCCAACAAGAGUUCCUUAAUGAAAGACUCGAAAAGAUGGACCCUGAAAUGUUUGAUAUCAUUGAAAAGGAAAAGAAGAGACAACAAGAAAGUGUUGAUCUUAUUCCUUCAGAGAACUUUACAUCAAGAGCUGUAAUGGAUGUUCUUGGUAGUGUGAUGCAAAACAAGUACUCUGAGGGUUAUCCCGGAGCCAGAUACUAUGGUGGUAAUGAAUUUAUUGAUAUGUCGGAAAACCUUUGUCGUAAAAGAGCUUUGGAAGCAUUUGAUCUCGAAACAGAAAAGUGGGGUGUCAAUGUUCAACCCUUGUCCGGUGCUCCUGCCAACUUGUACGUGUAUGGUGCUCUUAUGAAGCCUCAUGACCGUUUGAUGGGCCUUGAUCUUCCUCACGGUGGACAUUUGUCCCACGGUUAUCAAAUUCCCAACAAAAAGAUCUCCAAUGUUUCUGCUUAUUUUGAAACCUUGCCUUAUCGUUUAGAUGAAGCUACUGGUCGUAUUGAUUAUGAUGCUUUAGAAGCCAAUGCAAUGCUCUAUAGACCCAAGAUUAUUGUUGCUGGUGCAUCCGCUUAUGCUCGUAACAUUGACUAUGCUAGAAUGAGACAGAUUUCCGACAAGUGUGGUGCUUAUUUGAUGGCUGAUAUGGCACAUAUUUCUGGUUUGGUAGCUGCCGGCGUGUUACCUGGUCCUUUUGAAUAUGCAGAUAUUGUCACUACUACCACACACAAGUCUCUCCGUGGUCCUCGUGGAGCCAUGAUCUUUUUCAGAAAGGGUCUCCGUAGUGUCGAUAAGAAGGGUAAAGAAAUCCAAUAUGAUUUAGAAAACCCCAUCAAUCAAUCUGUUUUCCCUGGUCAUCAAGGAGGACCUCAUAAUCAUACCAUUGGCGCUUUAGCUGUUGCUUUAAAGCAAGUCAAGUCACCUUUAUACAAGGAAUACCAAUCCCAAGUUUUAAGCAACAACUCUGCUUUCGCUGAUAGAUUCAUCGAGCUUGAUUAUAACCUUGUAUCUGGUGGUACUGAUAACCAUUUGUUAUUAGUUGAUUUAAAAUCAAAGGGUGUUGAUGGUGCUCGUGUUGAACGUGUGCUCGAGUUAAUAAACAUUGCAUCCAACAAGAACACAGUGCCUGGCGAUAAGUCCGCAUUGAUCCCUGGUGGUCUUCGUGUUGGUACACCUGCCAUGACAUCUCGUGGUUUCAAGGAACAAGACUUUGUCAAGAUUGCUGACUUUAUUGAUCGUGCUGUCAAGAUCACACAAGAGGAAAAGGCCAAGGUGGGUGGCAAGAAAUUGAUUGAUUUCAAGAACCACAUUGGUGAUGGUAAGCAAAUCGCUUCCAUCCAAUCUUUAAAACAAGAAGUCUCUGAUUUCGCCUCCACUUUCCCUACCGUUGGUUUCUGGGAAUCAGAAAUGAAGUAUUAAAAAAAACCCCCCUCUCCUUCAUCAUAUUGUAUCAUUAGACAUGAGUGAACUUUUCUUCACUUGAAAUAAAUUUUUUUUAAAAAGCA
Molecule: messenger RNA, 1684 nt
Organism: Mucor mucedo
Lineage: Eukaryota; Fungi; Mucoromycota; Mucoromycetes; Mucorales; Mucoraceae
Product: serine hydroxymethyltransferase-domain-containing protein
Exons: 7
Coding region: 90-1598 (502 amino acids)
Biological process (GO): tetrahydrofolate interconversion; L-serine catabolic process; folic acid metabolic process
Cellular component (GO): cytoplasm
Molecular function (GO): serine binding; cobalt ion binding; pyridoxal phosphate binding
Source: RefSeq, a predicted model, not a curated record